AUGGCGUCUGGCUACGGUUUAAAUGGAGGUGUCUCUCGAUGCUUUCCCUUCUGGCAAGAGUAUAUGUCUUGCUAUGUCAUCAAUCAACACGACCCUGAAGCCAGAGCCAAAGGCGUCUGUGCCCCACGAUUAGAAGACUACUACGAAUGCCUACAUCACAAGAAAGAGUAUGCGAGAACGGUGGCGAUACAGAAAGCCCUCCGGAAAGCAGAAGCAGCACACCCUCGCGAGAAUGCGCCCAAGCUGGGCCAAAUACGAAGUCUGGGUCUGAUUGGCAAGGAAGAGGAGACCAAGUCGCUGCUGGGCACGACACAGACUACCUUUGCUUAG
This is a messenger RNA of Fonsecaea pedrosoi CBS 271.37, 330 nucleotides long. RefSeq lists its product as uncharacterized. NCBI's taxonomy places the organism in Eukaryota, Fungi, Ascomycota, Eurotiomycetes, Chaetothyriales, Herpotrichiellaceae. The record is from RefSeq and is a predicted model, not a curated record. Gene Ontology annotation, biological process: mitochondrial respiratory chain complex I assembly. The transcript has 3 exons. The coding region runs from base 1 to 330 and encodes 109 amino acids.